Podarcis raffonei (Aeolian wall lizard) is the source of this 1059-nucleotide messenger RNA. RefSeq names its product SRY-box transcription factor 15 (gene SOX15). Gene Ontology annotation, molecular function: RNA polymerase II cis-regulatory region sequence-specific DNA binding; DNA-binding transcription factor activity, RNA polymerase II-specific. NCBI's taxonomy places the organism in Eukaryota, Metazoa, Chordata, Lepidosauria, Squamata, Lacertidae. Gene Ontology annotation, biological process: cell differentiation; anatomical structure morphogenesis; regulation of DNA-templated transcription. The record is from RefSeq and is a predicted model, not a curated record. Bases 69 to 857 code for a protein of 262 amino acids. The transcript is spliced from 2 exons.
CAGCUUCUUCCCCGGCCGGCGCGCUUCCCCGAGGUCCUCUAGUCGGCGCGCCCCCAUCGAAUCAGGAGAUGUUCGCCGUUUUCCCCGCGGAAGCUCCGCUGCAGCAAGAACCCGGAGGGGCCCCGAUCCCUGCUGCUGCUGCCCCUCGGGCGCUUCCUCCUCCUCCUGCCCCCGAGGACCCCCUGGAGAAAGUCAAGCGCCCCAUGAACGCCUUCAUGGUGUGGUCCAGCGCGCAAAGGCGCAAGAUGGCGCAGGAGCACCCCAAGAUGCACAACUCGGAGAUCUCCAAGCGCCUGGGCGCCGCUUGGAAACUGCUGCCCGACGCCGAGAAGCGGCCCUUCGUGGACGAGGCCAAGCGCCUCCGGGCUCUGCACAUGAAGGACUACCCCGAUUACAAGUACCGGCCCCGGCGCAAGGGCGGAUCCGGGCGCGCACGGGACAAGGGCGCACCGGCAGCAGCAGCCUCGCCAGGAACCUUUCCGUGCGCCCCGACGGCCGAGACGCGCGGCUGGAGCGCAUACGCUGCCGCUCCAGGAGGGACCCCCGACGGCAGGGGCGCCUGCUACCCUUACGAGCUCGCCCAAGGAGGACCCGGAGGCGGAGGAGGCUACGGGGCCGGAUCCCCGGCGCCCUACAGCACCCUGACGUACGGCGCCCAGCCCUCCCCGAUGGUGGCCACGAUGAUCAAACAAGAAGGCGGCUUGCAGCAGUUUCACCACUCCUUUGGCGACUUCCACGAUGUGAUGACGGCCUAUUCCCUGCAGGCGUGCGAUGCUGCGGAGGGGGCGCCCCAAUACUGCAUUUCCCAGCACCCCUAUUUGGGGUUCAGCAACACACCUCCACUGACCCACCUUUAACUGGUUUGAAGGUGGCGGAGAAAGGACUGAUUUAAUUUGGGUUUUUUUUGGGGGGGUGUUGGUUUGGGGGCUGUUUUAUUUCCCCAGCUUCGUGCAAAAGGGGAUAAACUUGAUUUCACUUGUGCACAAGUUUGUGUCUUGCGUAUAUCGAAGCGGGGAAGUUUGUACAGGACAAUUUUCUUUUUUACCUUAAGAAAUGAAG